AUGGGUAUCGCCAUCUCGAGAUUGUUUGACCGACUAUGGGGUAAGAAGGAGAUGCGAAUUCUGAUGGUCGGUCUCGAUGCUGCCGGAAAGACCACUAUCCUGUACAAGCUGAAGCUUGGUGAAAUCGUCACCACCAUUCCCACAAUUGGUUUCAACGUCGAGACUGUCGAGUACAAGAACAUUCAAUUUACCGUGUGGGAUGUCGGUGGUCAGGACAAGAUCCGUCCCCUCUGGAGGCACUACUUCCAGAACACCCAGGGUAUCAUUUUCGUCGUCGACAGCAACGAUCGCGACCGUAUCAUCGAAGCCCGGGAAGAACUGCAGCGCAUGUUGAACGAGGAUGAACUCCGUGAUGCCCUUCUCCUUGUCUUCGCCAACAAGCAAGAUCUACCCAACGCCAUGAGCCCUGCCGAGAUUACCCAGCAGCUCGGUCUUCAAAGCCUCACCCGCCGUCCCUGGUACAUCCAAUCUACUUGCGCCACCACCGGUGAUGGUUUGUACGAAGGUCUCGAAUGGCUCGCCGAGACACUGCGGAAGACUGGCCGCGACUAG
This is a messenger RNA of Aspergillus calidoustus, 552 nucleotides long. The record is from the annotation of a GenBank genome assembly. Lineage: Eukaryota; Fungi; Ascomycota; Eurotiomycetes; Eurotiales; Aspergillaceae.